AUGUUCGAAAUUCGCCAGGAGCCUCCGCCAUACUCGAUUCUGCAUUGGCGGCCGGAAGGUCCGCAGGUCAUCUACCCACGAGAGGAGGAAGGAAAGGAGAAACUACCGCAGUAUGGCUGCCACGUCCACAUCGAAGGCUAUCUGCCGCGCAAGAUGGAGUUCAGUUCGCCAGGUGUGCAGGCAAGAGACCGCAGCUGGCGCCGACUCUACUUUGUUCUCCAUGGCACCAUGCUCCGUGUCUACAGGCAGGAUCUCUCUUCGCAUCAGCCGCUACGGACGUACACGAUGCAAGGCGCCGAAUCAGGACUUGCAGCGGAUUACCUCAAGCGUCGACACGUGGUUCGUGUCCGAGCUGAAGGAGAGCAGUUUUUGCUACAGACAAAGGACGACCGGCACGUCGUGGAUUGGAUCGAGGCUUUGCAAGCCGCCACCAACGUAGCGAUGGAUCUCGAGACCAGGCCAAUGCCCAAAUUUAUCACAUUACCCCGAAGACGUCGGCGAAGGAGGCACAAUCCAGACGGCACAGCCGCGUCGCCGACAACUGAGCGCGAAGCAGCAGACCUGGCCGAAGCGCAGCGGCGCUCAUUGGCCGACCAGAAUGGCUCUGUGGCGGCGACGACGGCCGGCGCAAGUGGCCGGCGCAGCAGAGACGAAGUCAACGCUGCAUUCAAUCUGAUGAUCAGCGAGGUGGGUGGAAGGCUCGCUCGCGUUUGGCUCCACACAGAUCUGACCGUCUUUUUGCUCUCAUUCACGCAGGACCAAGAAAAUAUGAUGUCCACGCGUCAGGCAUCGGUAAUCUGAUUAACGCAAGAUGGUCAAUUGCUACGAUCGACAUACAACAUUUAUCGUACACGGAUGUACAUUCAUCUUGGCUUGCAUUUAUCAUUCAAGGUAUGCUAGGCGCUAGGCGCCAGACCGUCUUGGGCGACGGAUAAUUGCAUCGCACCACUCGUGCCAUUUCCUUCCACGAUUUUCGCUCGAAUCAUCCAGCCGCAGUCACUACGAUUGGGUUUUGGUGUAUGCAUAUUACAGACGGCAUUCGUCGCACACCCUUUUUAUACAACAGACACUGUAUUACUAGCACAUCGCCUGUUUGCUUCUAUUAGCAUUGAAGUUUGAUUUCGCCUACCUUCGAGCGUGCCUGUUAGUCCCGGGACGCGCUCAACGCUCUCGAGCAGGCAAUUGCGGUGA
Tilletiaria anomala UBC 951 is the source of this 1191-nucleotide messenger RNA. Its product is annotated as PH domain-like protein. The transcript is spliced from 3 exons. The record is from RefSeq and is a predicted model, not a curated record. Gene Ontology annotation, molecular function: phospholipid binding; protein binding. NCBI's taxonomy places the organism in Eukaryota, Fungi, Basidiomycota, Exobasidiomycetes, Georgefischeriales, Tilletiariaceae. Bases 1 to 801 code for a protein of 266 amino acids.